AUGCGUAUGAUCGUUGUGAAGAAACUGGCCUCAGAUUUCAGGGAAGCCACCGACAUAAUAGAGGUUGCAGUUCCAAGACCAGGUCCAAAGGAAAUUCUAGUGAAAAAUAGGUAUGCGGGUAUAAAUGCUUCAGAUGUGAACUACACCGCUGGAAGAUAUGACCCCACGAAAAAGCCGCCUUUCCCAGCAGGAUUUGAGGGUCUCGGUGAGGUGGCUGCUGUCGGACCAGAUUCCAAUUAUAAUGUUGGGGAGUUUGUGCUUUACUGCAAUUUUGGAGCUUUCGCCGACUACACUGUAGUGGAUGAGUCGAUAGCUAUACCAGUUCCAUCGACUGAUCCGGCAUAUCUCUCAUUCAUGGUCAGUGGCCUGACAGCUUCUAUUGCCUUAGAAAAGGAGGCAGAUUUAAGAUCCGGCAAAGUGGUACUUGUCACAGCCGCUGCUGGUGGUACAGGGCAGUUUGCUGUUCAACUGGCCAAACUGGCAGGUUGCCAUGUUAUUGGGACAUGCUCCAGUGAUGAAAAAAUCGCUUUUCUGAAAAGCAUUGGCUGUGAUCGAGCAGUGAACUACAGAAAGGAGUCUUUAGAUGAAGUUCUGUCCAAAGAGUAUCCGAAAGGCAUAGACGUGGUUUACGAGUCUGUUGGCAAUGAAAUGUUUGAUACUGCGCUCAAGAACCUGGCACUGUUUGGGAGAGUCAUUGUCAUUGGGCUAAUUGCAAACUACGAAGGUCAAGAGGUUAAACAGGGCAACACAUUCUAUGAUAUACAAGAACGGAGGAGUGUAUCGAUUCCUAUAACGCUUCUUUCAAAAUCGGCCAGCGUGCGCGGAUUUUUUCUCGAUCACUAUAGUGCAGACUACCUCCGCCAUAUUUCCUCACUGACCAAAUUGUACAAGGCAGGAAAACUAAAGGCGUUUUCAGAUACAGGAGUGCGUGCUCCAAAUGGACCUUUUAUCGGGCUGGACAAAGUUGCAGAUGCUGUAGAGUACAUGUACUCAAGGAAGAAUGUAGGAAAAGUCGUCGUGGAACUCGGCAAAGAAGAUGUCAAAAGAGGGCUGUGA
Molecule: messenger RNA, 1056 nt
Organism: Candidula unifasciata
Lineage: Eukaryota; Metazoa; Mollusca; Gastropoda; Stylommatophora; Geomitridae
Source: the annotation of a GenBank genome assembly